CCUAAUCUCCUCCCCAUUUCUCCGGCCCCCAACUUCGGAGUUGGGUUCUUUCUUUUUUUUUUUUAAGAACGAAAAUGGCUUUGAGGGGUCCCAUGGCGGGGUUGAGCUCAUCUCUUCACAGUGAGAGGCUCUUCCUCUCCGGAGAGCCCUUGAGAACCUCUCCUUCGUGCGGCGAAGGGAAAGGAGUUCGUCAGAAGCAAACUCUUAUCGCUGCGAGAAAACUUUGGGGGUUGCAGGAAGCCAUGCGGAUCAAGAGGUCGCGGGAGCUUCGAGAUUCAGCAAAAGUUCGAAAAAGGCCGCCAUUAAGACGUGGAAAAGUCUCCGGACCUCUUCCGGUGCCAGAUCACAUUCUUAAACCUCCUUACGUUGGUACGAACAUUCUACCGGAGAUUUCUAGUGAAUUUCAAGUACAUGAUGACGAGGGCGUCGCUUUCAUGAGAGCUGCCUGCGAGCUAGCCGCACGUGUUUUGGAAUAUGCAGGAACAUUAGUUAAACCAUCCAUAACAACCAAUGAAAUUGAUGAAGCAGUUCAUGAGAUGAUCAUUGGUGCUGGUGCUUAUCCUUCGCCACUUGGGUAUGGUGGAUUCCCAAAGAGUGUUUGCACAUCUGUGAAUGAAUGCAUGUGUCACGGAAUACCUGAUUCUCGCCAGUUACAGGAUGGCGAUAUAAUAAACAUCGAUGUAACUGUCUAUUUGAAUGGCUACCAUGGGGACACUUCAAGAACAUUUUUUUGCGGAAAUGUUGAUGAGCCAACUAAGCAGCUUGUAAAGGUAGCAGAAGAGUGCAUGAUGAGGGCCAUAUCAGUCUGCAAAGAUGGUGCUAGCUUCAAUAACAUUGGCAAGAUAAUUAGCAGUGAGCAUGCUGAAAAAUUUGGCUACAAUGUUGUGGAGCAAUUUGUUGGGCAUGGUGUUGGGAAAAUUUUUCAUUCCGAACCAAUUAUAUUCCAUCACCGUAACAAUAAACCUGGGCGCAUGGUGGGAGGUCAAACAUUUACGAUCGAGCCGAUUUUGACGACGGGAAGCAUCGAAUGCGUCAUGUGGGAUGAUGGUUGGACUGCUCUGACAAAAGAUGGGAGCCCCGCAGCGCAGUUCGAGCAUACAUUACUGAUCACAAAGACGGGAGCGGAGAUUCUGACAAAAUGUUGAUAUCAAAUUAAAUGUAGGUAGUUUAAAGGUUUUAAUGAUGAUUUGAGAUCCUUUGAGGAUAACAGGGAUCGGCAGAAACAAUACCCUGAUCUCUUAUUUGGACAAUUUAUAUGUGCUCUGCAGAAUAAAAUGAAUUUUGUUUCCAAGCAUAGUUAACUUGUGUUUGAGGCACAUUCAACUGUAUAAAAUUAAGGCCUAAUUUGGUAA
Messenger RNA from Ananas comosus (pineapple), 1352 nucleotides. Its product is annotated as methionine aminopeptidase 1B, chloroplastic-like. The record is from RefSeq and is a predicted model, not a curated record. The transcript is spliced from 10 exons. Gene Ontology annotation, molecular function: metalloaminopeptidase activity. Gene Ontology annotation, biological process: proteolysis. NCBI's taxonomy places the organism in Eukaryota, Viridiplantae, Streptophyta, Magnoliopsida, Poales, Bromeliaceae. The coding region runs from base 75 to 1145 and encodes 356 amino acids.